AUGGGACGUCCAACCGCCAAGAAGCUUGUGCCACUCAUCAUCGCCAUCGUGGUAAACAUAGCCAUCUUUUCAGCAGCGGUCUCGUCGUCGCCAGUACCUUCUCUAGCCAAACUCGGGUGUGAAAGUAAGUGUGGGGACGUGGAAAUUCCAUUUCCAUUCGGGAUGAGCGACAACUGUUAUCUCAACAUUAAUUUCUCAAUCACAUGCAACCAUACCCAUUUCACGCCUGCAAAGCCAUUUCUAAUGAACAGCAACGUUGAAGUAACCAAUAUAUCGCUACAUGGCGAGCUCCACGUCUUGAACUACGUAGCUAGAGCUUGUUACUCAGAAGAUGGUUCUGCUGAUAUCAAGAACAGACCCAGUAUUAGGGUCCCCAUGUUCACAAUUUCCAACACCAAGAACAAGUUCACUGUCAUCGGCUGCGAUACUUACGCCUAUAUUUCCGGUGAACUUGACGGGGAAUCCUACAGAAGUGGGUGCAUGGCGUUGUGUGGAACCUUUCGUAAAAAUAUAAAAGAUGGGUCAUGCUGGAGUGGGUGUUGUCAGUUAGAGAUUCCUAAAGGCCUACAAAAAUUAGCGUUGGAAGUUGGAAGCUUCCAUAAUUAUACUGAACCAGAAAAUAAAAGCAACUUGAACUUGAGUCAAUGUGGGUAUGCUUUUACAAAUGCAAAUGUGGACAAAAGAGUGAAAAGAUACUUGAGGAUGGAUCUAAAUAUUAUCGUUGUAAGUGUCCGAAUGGUUAUCACGGAAAUCCUUAUCUGGACGAAGGUUGUCAAGAUACAAAUGAAUGCAAACUCGGAACCCAUCAGUGUGUAUCCAACGAUAUGUGUGAAAACGCACCAGAAGGAACCUAUACCUGCUAUUGUCCUGAGAAUUAUGAAGGAGAUGGAAAAGAGGGGGGAACAGGUUGCAGAAAAAAACAUUCCAACUCCAAGAACUGGAGUUGGAAUCACAGUUUUGCUAAUUGCUAUUUCUUGGUUAUACUUGGGUUACAAGAAGUGGAAGUUCAUCCAACGGAAAGAAGAGUUUUUCAAGAAAAAUGGAGGCACCAUGCUUCAACAACACCUUUCUCAGUGGCAAUCACCUACUGAUACAGUUAGAAUUUUCAGCCAAGAGGAGUUGGAGAAAGCUACAAACAAGUUCAAUGAAAGCACGGUGGUAGGAAAAGGCGGCUACGGCACCGUUCACAAAGGAGUCUUAGACGAUGGUUCGGUUAUAGCCAUUAAGAAAUCACAAUUACUUGACCAAUCUCAAACUUCCCAAUUCAUCAACGAAGUCAUUGUUCUGUCCCAAGUCAACCACCGUAACGUGGUCAAGCUCUUAGGGUGUUGUUUAGAAACACAAGUUCCAUUGUUGGUGUAUGAGUUCAUCACCAAUGGCACACUCUUUGAUCACAUCCAUGAUCGGACUAAGUACUCUAAUCAUAUACCUUGGGAAGCUCGCUUGAGAAUAGCUUCAGAAACUGCAGGGGUCAUUUCGUAUUUGCACUCUUCAGCUUCUACCCCAGUUAUCCACAGGGAUAUCAAAUCCACUAACAUACUUUUGGACCAUAAUUUCACUGCAAAGGUGUCGGAUUUCGGUGCCUCCAAGUUGGUUCCAAUGGAUCAAACUCAAUUAUCCACCAUGGUGCAAGGGACUCUUGGGUAUUUGGAUCCUGAAUACUUGUUGAAAAGUGAGUUGACGGAGAAGAGCGAUGUGUACAGCUUUGGAAUAGUGCUUCUAGAGCUUAUAACUGGAAAGAAGGCAGUGUGUUUUGAUGGGCCAGAGGCGGAGAGGAAUCUAGCAAUGUAUGUUCUUUGUGCAAUGAAAGAAGAUCGUUUAGCAGAAGUUGUGGAUAAGGAAAUGGUGAUGGAUGAAGGAAAGUUGAAUCAAAUAAAAGAAGUAUCAAAGAUAGCGAAAGAGUGUGUGAGAGUAAGAGGGGAGGAGCGACCCAACAUGAAAGAGGUGGCUAUGGAGUUAGAGGGACUAAAAGUGAUGCAGGUUCAACAUUCAUGGAUUAAAAACAAUUUAUCCAACUCAGAAGAGAUGAUAAGUUUAUUGGGUGAAACUUCAAACUCCACCCAAUUUCUUGUCAGCAGCCGUAUGAAUUCUACGAGCAAUAGUAUAACGACUGACAUUUUGACUGCACAUGUCCCAGAUGCAAGAUGA
Molecule: messenger RNA, 2148 nt
Organism: Cucumis sativus (cucumber)
Lineage: Eukaryota; Viridiplantae; Streptophyta; Magnoliopsida; Cucurbitales; Cucurbitaceae
Product: wall-associated receptor kinase 2
Exons: 4
Coding region: 1-2148 (715 amino acids)
Biological process (GO): cell surface receptor signaling pathway; protein phosphorylation
Cellular component (GO): plasma membrane
Molecular function (GO): protein serine/threonine kinase activity; ATP binding; polysaccharide binding
Source: RefSeq, a predicted model, not a curated record